UAUAUUUCUGGAAUUAUGUCUUCUCCUGGUAAGACAGGUGCAGUUUCAAGCUCAGUGAGAAUACUUUCAAGAACAAAAAGCAAGAAAAAACAUUUUGUACAUCAAAAAGUGGAGGUAUUCUGGGCCAGCGAUCCUAUCCUGACUGUUUUUAUGUGGGGCAUCAAUCACACGAUAAACGACCUCUUUCAAGUGCCUAUGCCAGUAAUGCUACUUCCAGAUGACUUCAAAGCCAACAUAAAAAUGAAAGUCAACAACCAUUUAUUCAACAAGGAAAAGCUCCCUGGACAUUUUAAGUUUAAGGAGUACUGCCCACUGGUGUUCCGGAAUCUAAGAGAGCGAUUUGGAGUUGAACAUCAGGAUUAUAUGGUUUCUCUUACACGUAGUCCUCCAGGAAAGGAUGGCAAGUGUCAGGAAGCAGGAUUGGUGUUGAUAUCAUAUGACCGAACACUAAUUGUCAAGCAAAUUUCUAGUGAGGAGGUGGAGGACAUGCACAACAUUCUUUCAGAAUACCACCAGCACAUCGUAACAUGCCAUGGUAGCACACUACUUCCCCAGUUCCUUGGCUUGUACCGUGUUACUGUGGACAAUGAAGACACAUACCUUUUAGUCAUGAGAAAUAUGUUCAGCCACCGACUAACUGUCCACAGGAAAUAUGACCUCAAGGGGUCUUUGGUUUCUCGAGAAGCAAGUGAUAAAGAGAAGGUGAAGGAACUGCCCACCUUCAAGGAUGUCGAUUUCAGAAAUAACAUGCAGCGAGUGUACAUCAGUGAAGAGGAGAAAGAAAAGCUUUUGGAUAAACUGAACAGGGACGUAGAAUUUCUUGUACGUUUGAAGAUCAUGGACUACAGCCUGCUGCUGGGCAUUCAUGAUGUCGAGAGGGCAGAGCAAGAGGAAGCGGAAGAAAUGAAAGACCCUUUAAGUGAAGAGGAGGAGGAUUCAGAGAAUGACCUAUCGCUUAUGGCUGUGGGGUCUUUCGGCACUUCCCCUGAGGGCAUUGCAGGGUACAUGAGCUCUUACAAACCUCUUGGUCCAGGAGAGUUUGACCCUUAUGUUGAUGUGUAUGCCAUCCAGAGUGCAGCUGGUUCCACACACAGAGAGGUAUACUUCAUGGGUCUCAUAAACAUUCUGAGCCAGUAUGAUACCAAGAAGAAAGCAGCCCAUGCAGCAAAAACAGUCAAGCAUGGAGCUGGAGCUGAGAUCUCUGCAGUUCAUCCUGAACAGUAUGCCAAACGGUUUCGAGAAUUCAUUGCAAACAUCUUUGCCUAAUUGAGAGCAUUUUAAAUAUACUCUUCCAAAUCUAGUACACAAAAAAAAGAAAAAAAAAAACCUUGCUUUGGAACUGGUGGUUUGUACAAAUUCCUGAUUAUUAAAUUAUUUGAAAAGCAUUAUUUAAUUAUUAAAUUGUUUAGCAUGUAUGAAUGAUAAAAAAUUGUUAUAAAAUCAAGAUUAUGAAAUUGUCAUGAAUUGUAUUUUAAAACUCUAAUUUGCAAUAAAAAUGUAAUAAUGCACAUAUAAAAUGUAUACAAAAAACUGACUGCAUGAAAUGGAUGUGCAGUUAUAAUAGUUUAGAAUGUGACAUUUUAGUCUGCGGAUUUUUCAAAUAGUGAAUAUUUAAAUUAUUUGUAUGCAUUUUCACAAAGUAAAUAUGAAACUUUGUUUGUCAUUUAACCCUUUUUGACUUUUUGAUGUACUGUUCAUAGUCUCGAGUGUCCAUCCAGUAAAAUGGAUUUAUUCUGUAGUUCCAAACUUCCACAAAACAAAUCUACCCCUGAAAUUUAUGAUUAAAGAAUGCUGUGAAAAAUAA
Molecule: messenger RNA, 1804 nt
Organism: Cyprinus carpio (common carp)
Lineage: Eukaryota; Metazoa; Chordata; Actinopteri; Cypriniformes; Cyprinidae
Gene: pip4k2cb
Product: phosphatidylinositol-5-phosphate 4-kinase, type II, gamma b
Exons: 10
Coding region: 16-1266 (416 amino acids)
Biological process (GO): phosphatidylinositol metabolic process
Molecular function (GO): phosphatidylinositol kinase activity
Source: RefSeq, a predicted model, not a curated record